This is a messenger RNA of Rhodamnia argentea, 1058 nucleotides long. RefSeq names its product cell number regulator 6-like. The transcript has 5 exons. The record is from RefSeq and is a predicted model, not a curated record. NCBI's taxonomy places the organism in Eukaryota, Viridiplantae, Streptophyta, Magnoliopsida, Myrtales, Myrtaceae. Bases 143 to 859 code for a protein of 238 amino acids.
UUCUCAAGUCGUCGAAGGUCAGUGCUCGUCCUCUCUAAGUAAAGUAGUUGCAGAUCUUUCCGACAAGUGAAAUUUCUUGCUUUCCGUUUGAUUUUCUUGUCGGUCGCCCAGAAAUUGCAGGAAAACGUGGCGAAAUUCUCAGAUGGCGGAGGGAUCUAGGCAAUCGCAUUACGUAAAGCUGACAAAGGACCAAGCGCCUUCGGAGGAUAUAAAGCCUGGAGAGCUUAACCUGCCUAUUGAGGUUCCACAGUUGGAUGUUCGCAAAUGUCACGAAUGUGGGCAACCUCUUCCUGAAAGCUUUGAGCCUCCUGCAGAUGAAAAUUGGACAACUGGAAUAUUUGGUUGUGCUGAAGACAGCGAAAGUUGCUGGACUGGACUAUUUUGCCCUUGUGUCCUGUUCGGUCGCAAUGUUGAGAGCUUGAGAGAGGACACUCCUUGGACCUCUCCAUGCAUCUGUCAUGCCAUUUUCGUGGAAGGUGGCAUUGCACUAGCAGUAGCUACAGCGGCGUUCCAUGGCAUUGACCCUCAUACGUCAUUUCUCAUUGGUGAGGGCUUAGUAUUUGCUUGGUGGAUGUGUGGCAUUUACACCGGCCUUGUUCGCCAAUCACUGCAGAAGAAAUAUCAUUUGAAGAAUGCCCCGUGCGAUCCAUGCUUGGUGCAUUGCUGCAUGCACUGGUGCGCUGUGUGUCAGGAGCACAGGGAGAUGAAAGGUCGACUCUCGGAAAAUGUCGUCAUGCCAAUGACUAUCGUAAAUCCUCCCCCUGUUCAAGAGAUGAGCUCCACGAGUGAAGCCCAUGAUUCUGCACCACCUUCUGCAGACAACGGCGAGCACACAAAAUUGGAAAUGCAGCCUUUAUAGCAGACUUAAAUAUCCACAUAUGGAGAGAAUGUGAAUAAUCACCGGCGGGGCGUCGAUUUGGUGGUAUAUGUGGUCGCGAUCUUCCUUCUUUGUGCUCAUUUAAGAUUUUGAUGACUUUGAUUUUAGGAUUCCAUGUGAUCUUAUGGUGCAAAUGGGACAAUUUAUACAUCUAUACACAGAUUAUAUAUCAUUUUGAAAA